UGUACCAGCACCCUACCCCCCGGCGGAGGUCUUUAUAAACCCAGGUCAAACGGCAACUGCCAUUCAGACUCAAGCCGGAGCCUCGAGCACAUCUUGCGAAUCUUUUGUGUGAAGAUACAGAGCGAACAGGUUUUUUUGGGGGGCAAAACAAAGAUCCACUAUAAACAGCAAUGGAAUCCACAAUUCUCGCCACCAAACCGGCGUCCUUAGACGCAAUUCGUCGUUCGUCCUCGAACAAGAUGGGUGUUCAUCGGCGAGCCCACGACAGUCCUGCUGUCCUUUGGAGACCCUGGCUCGUGACCAGCGAGGAUGCGCAAAGCGGGUGUCGUAGGAGCAAAUUAGCAUGUCCCUACUCCAGGUUCACCGCCGCGGGGAGCAGCGGGGCGGAUGGGAAGCCGCAGUCCUUCCAGCAUCCCGUCAGGCUCUUCUGGCCCAAAUCCAAGUCUUACGAUUACCUCUAUAGCGACGGAGAGGCCUUGCUCAGGAACUUCCCAGUUCAGGCCACCAUCAGUUUCUACGACGAGUCCGACAGUGAGGAAGAGGAUGAGGAAGAGUGGGAGGAGGAGGAAAGCGACUCUGAGAGCUGCCCGAAAUCACCGUCACAUUUCACCUGCUGGAACUGAACUCUGGGCCAGCGGUCGGGGUGCGCCUUCUGACACAGCCCCCCCCCCCCCCCCCGAAAGCCAAACACCCACCACCCGGAGUCCCACUGUGGCCUCAGCCAAGCCGGAGCAGCCCAGACUGUCCCCGUAAGACUGGGCCUCAAUCUGGCACGGUUCAUCUCAUGAUCAAACUAUCCCUGUCUCACCCACAGUGUUCUCUGGGAUUGCAAGAAAAAUGCUGAUUGUUUUGUUCAACAUGUAUAAUUUAAACUGGCAGCUUUGACCAUAACACGAAAGUCAGAUUCAUAUUAAUAUACUAAUGUGAAUCUAUAAGCACACUGAGCUGCAAAAAUUACUGCAAAAUGAAAGCACAGCUACCUAGAUGUACAAUUGGAUGGUCUGAGCUGAGCAGAAGUAGAAACUUCUUUGAAUGCACCACUGAGCUUUUCAGUGCUGUGAGCUCAGCUGCAUUUAAAUGUCUUCUGACGGGUGAUGUAAUCCUCUCUGGGAAUUGCAUAACUAUGGAAUCUCACAUUGGGAUGAUUUAUUCUAUUUUCAAAUAAUCUCAGUUUGAGACUUAUGUACAUAAACUCUUCCAACAAGUAUUUUCAUGGAAUUUUAACUUAUAAUGUACAUGUUUAUAAAUAUAUUUAAUAUAUAUGUGUGGUUUUAUACCUUUUUAUACAUUGUUUAAAUGUGUAAUUCACUGAUAUUUAAUUAAAACUAUUUUGGAAAUAUU
This is a messenger RNA of Anguilla anguilla (European eel), 1341 nucleotides long. It is a transcript of the gene ripply1, whose product is annotated as ripply transcriptional repressor 1. The transcript is spliced from 4 exons. Gene Ontology annotation, cellular component: nucleus. The coding region runs from base 171 to 623 and encodes 150 amino acids. NCBI's taxonomy places the organism in Eukaryota, Metazoa, Chordata, Actinopteri, Anguilliformes, Anguillidae. The record is from RefSeq and is a predicted model, not a curated record. Gene Ontology annotation, biological process: embryonic pattern specification; negative regulation of transcription by RNA polymerase II.